Molecule: messenger RNA, 1248 nt
Organism: Scomber japonicus (chub mackerel)
Lineage: Eukaryota; Metazoa; Chordata; Actinopteri; Scombriformes; Scombridae
Exons: 2
Coding region: 70-855 (261 amino acids)
Cellular component (GO): nucleus
Molecular function (GO): transcription regulator activity
Source: RefSeq, a predicted model, not a curated record
UUAAAAAACAACAAGGAAAGAGGAAAAAAAGAAGAAGCUCAUGACACUUUCCAAGCACACGUAAGGCAGAUGUUGGGUCGUGGUGUGAAGCGGAAGUGGAGCUGCCUGGAGGAGCUGGAGGUGGAGUCCGUCCCCUCUGCUGUGACGGAGGAGAAGGAGCAGGAUGUGGAGGAUUUGAUGGACGGCGAGAGCGGGCUCCUCGUGGGUCCGUCCAAAUCCGACACGAGCCACCUGCAGCAGCGUCAGCGGGUGCUCGGCCUCUGUUUGGAGAAGCUGCAGCGCUACCAGGCCGGGAUGGAGCUCAGCCUUCGCCGCUCCGUGCUCCUCAUCAACACGCUCAGGCAGAUCCAGGACGACAUGCGGAGCGACGUGGCGGGAACCUGCACCCCGGACGUGCUCCUCAACGGCGCCCACCCUGACUCGUGUAUUCUCAGGGGGGACAUGCAGGUUACGUGCCCCGGGUGCGCAGAGGAGAGCGAGGACGGGGAAAGCCUCUCUCCGCCUCUGUCCCCAGAACUAUCUUCUCAGGAGGCAAACACCUCGCCUGACCAGCAGAAACCACUUCCUGCCGCGACAAUCAACACUUUUAGCGAUGCAGUAAACGCCAUGGGCUACCUCAGCGACCUCGCCCUGGACGACAUCUUUGAGGACAUUGACACGUCCAUGUACGAGACGUCGUCGGACUUGCCCUCGGCCUGGGCGACGGGCUCCCUGUGGCCAAUCAGUGUGUCGCUCUGGGCGGACGAGGACGUUAAAAUGCGCUCGGCCGGUCACAACUCCGCCGGGAGUCUCCAGUCGUGUUUGAUGGACCUGAAUGAGCUGGACCACAUCAUGGAGAUUUUAGUAAAGUCCUGAUCCUCAACAUGAACUCCUGAAUAUUGACUGUUGUGAUUCGAGGAUUGGGGGGCGAACUUUUAGCGUGACUUUGGAUUUUUAAAAAAAGGCUCCAUCUGACAUUUUGGUUGAAAAAUAUGUUUUAAGCCUCAGUUAGUCCCAAAUUCUGAUGCAUGUAACUCAUUUAAAAUCAUGAGUUAUAAACACGAGCUACUUUCUAUAAUUAGAUAUCAAACGUUUAUGAUUGUAUAUAAAAGAAUCCAGUUUAAUAUCCCAUAUAAAACACUAAGAGGCCGAGCUUCCUGCACGUGUUUUAAAGGCUCAGAGCAGCUUGUGUUUUGAGUAAUGAGUGAUCAAUCUGUAGUAAAAGUAAAGGAGUCAGGUUGGGACAAAGUUAGUAUAUUGCAACACGUG